GUUAAAUCGAAAAAAAGAAUACGUGAUAAAUCAUAAGAUAAAGGUUCGAGAGAGAAACGACAUAUUAUAGUUAUUCGAGAUAAUUAAGAAAGAAAAAAAAAGAUGAUAAUUGCAUUUUCGGCGAUGUCAUUGUAUUUGUGAUUCGCUCUGUCUGUAGGGCACCGGUGCUCUUUUGUGUUGUGUAUAUAGUGGUUUGCAUUUUUGCGGGUGUGUUGUGUGCACGUAUGCGUGGAAUUCGCGAAAAGCGUUAGAUAAAUGUGUCUUAACCAUGCCUGCUGUGCGGAAGUAUAGAAGGGAUACCAGUGAAGUGAGCUGCUGUCUCAAGUAUGUGAUCUUUGGAUUUAACGUUAUGUUUUGGUGGCUGGGUUUGGGUAUUAUGGCUGUAGGUGUAUGGGCAUGGACCGAAAAAGACACAUUCAACAAUUUGUCUAGGCUCACGAAUGUAGCACUCGAUCCAGCAUUUAUCCUCAUUCUAGUCGGCACAGUGACAUUUAUAAUUGGAUUUACGGGAUGUGUCGGUGCACUCAGGGAAAAUACGUGCCUCCUAGCUACGUAUGCGAUAUUUCUGGCGUUACUAUUGUUAAUGGAGAUGGCAGCUGGUAUAUUAGGCUUUAUCUUUAAAGACUGGAUAAAGUCACAAGCGACUGGUGGGUUCCAAGCUUUUAUCAUUCAUUAUAGAGAAGAUCCUGAUCAACAGAAUCUCAUCGAUUGGAUUCAAGAGGAUUGGUUACAGUGUUGCGGCAUCGAGGGCCCUAAAGACUGGGAUCGCAACAAUUACUUCAAUUGUUCAUCGAGCGACAUCGGCUCGAGAGAAGCGUGCGGCGUGCCUUUUAGCUGUUGUAAACGAAAACCAAAUGAGAUUAUCAAAAAUAAACAAUGCGGCUACGAUGUUAGGAAACCUAGCUACACUGGGGAGAGGAGUAUAUACGAGAGAGGCUGUCUAAGAGCAGGCGAAGAAUGGCUAGAAUUGAAUCUCGUACCUGUCGCUGGUACGGUUGUCAGCACUAUGGUUUUACAGAACUUUGAAGUUGCCAAAGUGAUUUAUGAAAAAGGUUGUAUUCAAGCUGGGGAGGAAUGGGUCGAACGAAAUCUUCUUGCGAUUGUAACUGGGGCGGUUGCCACGGCCUUUGCGCAGAUUUUGGGGAUCUGUUUCGCUCAAAAUCUUCGAGCAGACAUAUUCGCUCAGAAGGCAAAGUGGCAUUGACAAUUCAGAGCCCCCACGGCAGUCUAGCAUCUUAUUCUAAUAGAUGCUAAUCAAUUGCGUUGAUCGAUUUGGGAUAAUCGUCCAAGUUCUCGAUAAAGGAGACCUUUGACGUGAGAAUCGACACCAUUCCACGCGACACCAGGAUUCAGAAGAAGAUCACGAAGAACGAAAUCUGAACAAAGUCGACACGAUGCAAACGUUUCUUUCAUCCCUCGGUUGUUAAAAAAGAAAAGAAAAAUAUCGAAGAUUUUCCGCACUUUUAUCUUCGUCGUUUCCCAUAAAUUAUUCGGAAAUAAGAUAUUUCGAAAUUUGAUCGCACACGUGAUGAUCCGUUUUCAUUUUGUAAAUUAGGUAUAAGCGUUAAUGACGAAGCUGCGAAUUAUGUUUAAGCGAGUGUAUACGGUUUCACAGUUUUAUUGAUAAUUACGAUGAAUUAUCGUUAUUAUGUUGUCGAGAGACAAUGUGUAUCGAACUGAUACAGCUGUUUCGUUUAUUUUAUGACGACGACACAAUAUAGCGUAAUACUUGUUGCAUAUUCUGUAUUUUUGUCG
Apis dorsata (giant honeybee) is the source of this 1755-nucleotide messenger RNA. It is a transcript of the gene Tsp26A, whose product is annotated as tetraspanin-5. Lineage: Eukaryota; Metazoa; Arthropoda; Insecta; Hymenoptera; Apidae. Gene Ontology annotation, biological process: protein localization to plasma membrane; protein maturation. The transcript has 10 exons. Gene Ontology annotation, cellular component: membrane. Bases 269 to 1204 code for a protein of 311 amino acids. The record is from RefSeq and is a predicted model, not a curated record.